ACCGUGAACUCCAUACAAUCAGUCGCAACAAUAUUAUACAGUACAAUCACUCGCAGCAUUCAAGGUGAUCACCGAGCAAGAAGAACCAGCGCAAUGGCCACGCCCUCCGCUCAAGCCCCGACGCCGGCCGCGACGGCGACGCUCCCUCUGGCCGGCCGCGUGGCGAUCGUGACCGGCGCGUCGCGCGGCAUCGGCCGCGCCAUCGCCACCCAGCUGGCCUCCCUCGGCGCCAGCCUCGUCAUCGGCUACGCCUCGAGCUCAUCCCUCGCCGACGCGCUGGCCGCCGAGCUGAUCCCGCGGGCCGUGGCGGUGCGGGCCGACGUCUCCUCCGAGGCCGGCGUCCGGGCCCUCUUCGACGCCGCCGAGUCCGCCUUCCACGGCCCGGCCCACAUCCUCGUGGCCUGCGCGGGCCUCGGCAUCGGCACAUACCCUUCCCUGGCCACCACCUCCACCUUAGACUUCGACGCCGUCUUCUCCGUGAACACCCGGGGCGCGUUCCUCUGCAUCCGCGAGGCGGCGAACCGGCUGGCGCGCGGCGGCGGGGGCCGGAUCGUGGCCGUGUCGUCGACGCUGGCGGCCACGCUGCUCCCGGGGUACGCGGCGUACGCGGCGUCCAAGGCGGCCGUGGAGGCCAUGGUCCGGGUGGCCGCCAAGGAGCUGGGCGGCGCGAGGGUGACGGUGAACUGCGUGGCGCCCGGCCCAGUGGCGACGGAGCUCUUCUUCGAGGGGAAGAGCGAGGAGGCCGUGGAAAGGUUCCGGAAGGGCCACCCCAUGGGCCGGCUCGGCGAGGUCCAGGACAUCGCGCCCGUCGUCGGGUUCCUCUGCACCGACGCCGCCGAGUGGGUCAACGGGCAGGUCAUCCGGGUCAACGGCGGCAUUGCUUAGCGCAGCGUGGCUCUCUGUUCAUUUUUAUGAACGUCGUGCGUGAUCGAUCAUUUCACUGCUUUGGUGGUUCAAUAAUAAGUAGAGCAGAGCAAGCUGUGAUUUGUGUCGUCGCAGCAUUUUUUGUUCUUUUCGUUGGAAUUUAUGCUUAAACACGUGAGAUGUUCAACUAUGGUUUUCCCUUUUUUUUAUUAACUUGGCUUUUUGGUAAA
Messenger RNA from Brachypodium distachyon (stiff brome), 1094 nucleotides. RefSeq names its product NADPH-dependent aldehyde reductase-like protein, chloroplastic. Gene Ontology annotation, molecular function: oxidoreductase activity. The record is from RefSeq and is a predicted model, not a curated record. The transcript has a single exon. Lineage: Eukaryota; Viridiplantae; Streptophyta; Magnoliopsida; Poales; Poaceae. Bases 94 to 885 code for a protein of 263 amino acids.